AUGUACCUGUACAUGCUGCCAACAGAGUGCCUAAAGGAGGAGGAGGGCUGCUUGGCUGAGGUCGAUUUCCGCAAGUAUGGCGGAAGCAGCGCUGGCGGUGGCGGCGGUGACUUUGGUGGUGGCGGCUUUGGCGAUCUUCUGGCUAUGGCGGCGGCGGCGGCGGCAGCUUUGGUGGCCGGCUGCCUCCUGGCUCUGGACACAGCGGCGGUUACAGAGGAGGUGGUUAUGGAGGCGUAA
Molecule: messenger RNA, 237 nt
Organism: Phialemonium atrogriseum
Lineage: Eukaryota; Fungi; Ascomycota; Sordariomycetes; Cephalothecales; Cephalothecaceae
Exons: 2
Coding region: 1-237 (78 amino acids)
Source: RefSeq, a predicted model, not a curated record